AUGCAGUGUCUCCACAAGCAAACUGGACGUGUAGCGGCUGUCAAGAUGCUGCAGAAAAGUGCUGGGAACGAAGAAGAGAUCGAGCGGGAGAAGCACGCGCUCGAGCAUCUCGAGAAAGCUGGUGGCCAUGCAAGUCUCGUGGGCUACAGAGGCGCUUAUUUCCACAAUGACUUUCACUACAUUGUGCUUGAGUACGUCCCCGGUAUCUCGCUCCAUUCAUUUAUGGAAAAGCACCACACACUGGAUGCCACGUGGUCACUGCAGCUUGUGUCUCAGUUGGCCAGUGCAUUGCAAUUCAUGCACGACGCUGAUGUCGUUCAUCGUGACUUGAAACCUGAGAACAUCAUGGCAAUCGAAGCUCGUGAUGGUACUGGAAGUCUCAGUGGACAACAGCAGAUGACGCUCAAAAUCAUCGAUCUCGGCUCUGUCGGACGUGCGUCGCAGCCAGAGUCGAUCGACAAACCGCGCACGACCAGUUUAUCUGGAACCCGUUGCUACUGGUCUCCCGAAGUCCUGCAGUGCCAGGAUAUGACGACUGCGAUGGAUAUGUGGGCACUCGGAUGCAUUUUCUACAUUCUCCUUUCCGGACGCCACCCAUUUGACCUGACAGGAAGCUCGACCGAGGACGAAAUUUUGCACCGCGUUAAGACUGAACCUGUGUCAUUUUUGACUCCAGUAUGGCACACCGUCUCGGUAGAGAUUAAGGACCUCAUUCGCGGGUUGUUGGAAAAAGACCCGCGUCGUCGCUUCUCGGCCGCUCAAGUGCUCGACCACUUGUCACUAUUGAGAGGCGCUCCAACAGCAAACCCGUAA
This is a messenger RNA of Peronospora matthiolae, 813 nucleotides long. NCBI's taxonomy places the organism in Eukaryota, Oomycota, Peronosporomycetes, Peronosporales, Peronosporaceae. The record is from the annotation of a GenBank genome assembly.